Abrus precatorius (Indian licorice) is the source of this 1638-nucleotide messenger RNA. RefSeq names its product putative pentatricopeptide repeat-containing protein At3g15200. Gene Ontology annotation, molecular function: protein binding. The record is from RefSeq and is a predicted model, not a curated record. The transcript is spliced from 2 exons. Lineage: Eukaryota; Viridiplantae; Streptophyta; Magnoliopsida; Fabales; Fabaceae. The coding region runs from base 1 to 1419 and encodes 472 amino acids.
AUGGCAUACCACAUCGGAGCGGCGAGGACACAUUCCCCACGAUCAUUCCAAACCUUCUUCAGCAAUGUUCGAAGUCAAUGGAACUGCAACCCCGAAACCUCAACCCAACGGUUCCUACACUCGUGCCCAGAAGCGUUCAUCCAGAACAUGCUCAAGUUCCGAAGAGACAAAUCCACUGAGCAAGUGGAGCAAGCUCUUAACCAAUGCGGGUUUGACCUCAACGACCACCUCGUCCUCGACGUGCUUCGACGACAUCGUUCUGAUUGGAGACCAGCACACAUGUUCUUCAACUGGGCCUCCAAAACAACUGGGUAUGCCCCAAGUUACCAUGUUUACAACGAGAUCCUCAACAUUCUAGGGAAAGCGAAGCGCUUUCAAGAGUUACACCAAGUGUUCGAUGAAAUGUCUAAACGAAAGGAACUCGUUAACGAAGCAGUAUUCGGGACUUUGCUUCGUAGAUUUGUGGGUGCUCAUAAAGUAGAAGAAGCAAUUGAGUUGUUCCACAAGAGGAAGGAGUUUGGAUUGGAGCUUGAUUCGGAGGCUUUUCGUACACUCUUGAUGUGGUUGUGUCGGUACAAGCAUGUGGAGGAUGCAGAAACUUUGUUUCAUGAUAAGGUGAAUGAGUUUGGUGGUGAUAUAAGGAUGUGGAAUGUGAUUCUCAAUGGCUGGUGUGUGUUGGGGAACGUGCAUGAGGCAAAGAGGUUGUGGAGAGACAUAGUGGCAUCUAAAUGCAAGCCUGAUCUUUUCACCUAUGCUACUUUCAUCAAGGCUUUGACCAAAAAAGGGAAACUUGGGACAGCAUUGAGAUUGUUCCAUGGCAUGUGGGAAAAAGGUUGCAAGCCUGAUGUUGUGAUAUGUAAUUGCAUCAUUGAUGCUCUUUGUUUCAAGAAGAGGAUUCCUGAGGCAUUGGAGGUUUUUGAUGGCAUGAAGGAAAGGGGUUGUGAACCCAAUGUGGGUACUUACAAUUCGCUUAUUAAGUACAUGUGUAAGAUAAGGCGAAUGGGGAAGGUGUAUGAAUUGGUGGGUGAGAUGGAGAGGAGGAAGGGGUGUUGUUUGCCUAGUGUUGUUACUUAUUGUUACUUGCUUAAGUCAUUGAAGGAGCCAGGGGAAGUUCCCGGGGUGUUGGAGAGGAUGGGGAGAAAUGGGUGUAGCAUGAAUGAUGAUAAUGGAGUGAAGAAAACAUGGGAAGAAAUGGAGAGGAAUGGAUGGGGACCAGAUAGAAGAUCAUAUACUAUAGUGAUUCAUGAGCACUUUGAUAAAGGGAGAGUGAAGGAUGCCAUGCGUUAUUUUGGGGAGAUGACAUCUAAGGGUAUGGUGCCAGAGCCAAGGACAGAGAAGCUGGUGAUUUCCGUGAAUGAUCAGGUGAAGGGGAGAAUGGGAAAACAAGGAGGCAUUGAAGGGGAGACAUCUAGUUUUUGAGAUCUUGGAAUUCGGUCCUAUUGGAAGAUGGGUAGACAAUGUUUCCUUCAGGCUAGUAGUUCAGCUUGGCAGCUUGAGUCUUUUUGGAACUUGAAGUACAUUGAAUCCAUUUAGAAUUUGACAAAACUUAAAGGUAGAGCAAGUGUUGUUUUUCAAUUAGAGUUGGAGUUUUACCUCGAUUAUCUUCGUAAAAGUUUAUAUUAAAGGUCAAUACACCAA